UAUUUCAAUAAAAGAAUUAUAACGUUAAUUAAACAAUUUUUAACAUUUCUAGUUCAAUUUUUCAGAGAAAAUUAAUUUAUUAACCAAUUUAGUGUUCAAUUGUUCUGUGAUAUUUAAUAAGAUAUUAACAAAAUGGCGGCUGCGUUAAAAGCAACACCGAAAUUGAUGCAAAAAUUAUCAAUGCUAGCACAAUUUAAAAUAUUUACAACGAAACAUCCAAUUGUACGUGGAAUGAUCUCGUAUUCGAUAAUAUGGCCAACAUCAAAUAUCAUACAACAGACGAUAUUAGGACGUCGAUGGGACACUUAUGAUUGGAUGGAAGCAUUACGAUUUAGCAUUUAUGGUGGUUUAUAUGUUGCACCUACAUUAUAUUCAUGGAUUCGUAUAGCUGGUAUUGCAUGGCCUAAGAGUGAUUUCAAAACGGCAGUAACUAAGGCAAUUGUUGAACAAUUUUCGUAUACACCGUUUGCAAUGGUAUCAUUCUUUUUUGGUAUAUCAAUAUUAGAAAUGAAAUCAUUCAGAGAAGCAUGUGAAGAAGUUCGUGUGAAAUUUUUUCCAACAUACCAGAUUGGUGCAGCUGUAUGGCCAUUUGUAGCAACAUUCAAUUUCUGUGUAAUACCUGAACGUAAUCGUGUUGUAUUCAUUAGUAUGUGUAGUCUUUGUUGGACAUGCUUUUUGGCGUAUAUGAAACAUUUACAAGCAACUGAUUUAGAAAAAAAUCCAUCUAUAAUCCAUAUAUCAUAAUUAUUGUUGAAAGAAGUAAAUUAGACAAAUUUAUAGACAGAAAAUUAGUAUCUAAUUUAUUUUUAUAUUUUAUGGUGUAAAUUUAAUUUAAUGACAGUUUACAACAAGCGGAAAUCCAAAUAAGCAACUUUACCCUGCACUACCUAAUGAUUUCUACAUAUUUUAUAAAAAAUAACAAAUGGCUUAUAAUAUUACACAUGCAACAGACAAUUUAUCAUCAUUUGUAAAAUGCUUUUCAGUUACUUCUGAUUUAUAGAAGCUUCGUGUAAUGGAAUGCAGAUUUAAUAAAAAAGAACUGCUAGUUAUUGAUUGAUAUUUAAAAGGAAUAUUGUUCAUUCACGUGGAUUUACGCUUGUGUAUGGAAAAAUUUGAGCUUUAAAACUCGUAUUCGUAAAGCUUAUUCUACAAUUUAAAGUUAUAUGUAGAUAUAGAACGAAUCGACGUUCCAUAAUUGUCAUAUAAAUGUAAAAUAUGGCUUAUACUACGCAUGCGGUGCAUAUUCUACAAUCAACAUACAACUUUAAUUAUUGUAAAAUGUAAAAAAUUUAAAAGCUGUUAAAUAUUUUAUCCAACAUAAAAUGUAGACUAAAUAAAGUUAUUGUGGAUGAAUGGAGUAAAUGGACAAUAAAACAAUUUUAAAAUCGAAUUUUA
Chrysoperla carnea is the source of this 1395-nucleotide messenger RNA. Its product is annotated as PXMP2/4 family protein 4-like. The transcript has 3 exons. The record is from RefSeq and is a predicted model, not a curated record. Bases 133 to 744 code for a protein of 203 amino acids. NCBI's taxonomy places the organism in Eukaryota, Metazoa, Arthropoda, Insecta, Neuroptera, Chrysopidae. Gene Ontology annotation, cellular component: membrane; cytoplasm.